AGCCUCAGUGAAAAAUCUCUUUCCCGGGUGUUUUGGGCCUGUCUGAGGUAAACACUUAGCACUUUUAGCUUGUGAUGUAAACGAUUUGUUUUGUUCUAUGUUUAAAGUUUAUUGACUAGUUAACUUGCUCUUUUUAAUUUCAUUAUUCGCCUGAAGUUUUGGAAGCUAACUAGUUUUGGUCGUGCACCUAGCAUAGCAUAGCAUAGCAAGACAGACAGACGUCUGCGUUCAUGAUGGCACCUGUUUCAGAAGAACACCCGGAGUUGGAGCAGGAAGGGAAACUGAACCAGGCAGACUGCUUGUGUCCUAUCUGCCUUGAGAUCUUCCUGGAGCCGGUCACACUGCCGUGCACCCAUACGUUCUGUAAACCCUGCUUCCUGGAGGCUGUGGACAAGGCCAAUAUAUGCUGUCCUCUUUGCCGAAAGCGUGUCUCUACUUGGGCUAGACUUAACGGCAGGAAGAAGACAUUAGUGAACACAGAGCUGUGGAUGCGCAUCCAGGACGCUUUCCCCACACAGUGUCAGCGUCGCUCAAGUGGACUCGAUGACGAGGAGGAUAUGAGCAUGCUUACACCAAACCCCAGGGUCAGUCAGCCAGGUGAGCUCAGGCGAGAGUACGAGGAGGAGAUUAACAAGUUUGUAGAAGAGAAGCGAGCUCUGGAGGAGGCAGAGAGGAGAGCCAGUGAGGAGUACAUCCAGCGCCUCCUGUCUGAGGAAGAGUAUCGAGUGGAAGAGGAGAGGAGGAGGCAGGAAGAGAGACAGCUGGAGGAUGACGAGAGACUGGCGAGAUUGCUCAGUGAAGAAUUGAAUUCGAGUCCAGUUUUGGAAACUCGGAGCAACAUUAAAGUUCACGAAGCUGCCAAGAAAAAGAAAUCCAAUGUGGGACACAUUGAGAAAUAUUUGUGCCAAGUGCCUUGCACACAGCCACACUACGAGACUAAACAAUCCUCCACUCAUUUGGACAAUAAGGAAAACAUUCUGAACACUCCAGCCUCUAUACAUCCCUCCAGCACUGAACUGCAUUUCUUGGACUCUAAUAGUAAACCUUCUACAUCAAGCUCAGACACUUCAGCGCUCUUCGAGACGUCUAACAGAGCCAGCGUUUAUUCUAAGAGGAAGAGUGUAGAUGGUGAACUGCCUGAAUCUGUAACCUGUAAGAGGCCGUGUAAUUCCCCACCGCCUGCACCACCUGCUCGUGAUUGCAUUUUCUUGCAGGAACUGGCUGAGCAGGAGGAGGUUUUGAGAAACCGAUUACUGCAGGAGGAGGAAGACAGAAGGCUAGCGCUGCGCCUGCAGAGGGAACUGAACCGAGAAAGCACUGUGGACCGUAGAAAAGGUUCUGCUGAUGGGUAUUUGCUGCGAGAGAAAAGCAGCCUUUCAUCCCCCAGCGGUACAAGCGAAGUCGAGGAGAACGAGCCCGGGAAAGCCAGUAUUCCACAUUCUUCAAUACAGAAGGUGGAUGGACAUAAAUCUGGGAAGAGAUCCGGCAGUCAGGUUAAAUGGAAGACGCUUGGGAAUAGCUCGGUUUCCACACAAGUGUCUCCUUUAGUCUCGUCAAUGCAGAGGAGCAGAAAGCAGACCACCCUGACUCAAAUGUUCUCCAGCCUGGAGAGCUGAGCCAGCUGUCUGAACAUCAUAAUCCAUUCCUUAAUUGCCCUUUCCUUCCAUAUUCUCACAUUUUAGCAUACCUACUUCUGUAUUUAGCCUAUGUAGCUCAGUGGCUGAUUUUGGAAGAACAGGGUGAAGGUGGACUGUAAAUACAAAGACCUCUUUCACUGUUUUUGUGAAACUUUAACCAUCAGUUGUCAAAGUUGGCAUGUUAUGUUCUCAAACUGUUAAUUACUGCAAAAAAAAGAUGCAUUUUAUGCAUGUUUCAAUUUUUCUGUAGAUCAGAGUUCGUUAACUUUUUUUUUUUUUUUUUUUUAAGAAAUAAAAGUUGUGAGAAGCUUUGGCCUGUAUUGUCAGGUUUUGUGUUGUACUUAUGGAUAGGAAAGCAACAAUUGGUUACAGUCGAACUCCUCAAACCCUGCUAUUUUCAAUACUCCUCUGACAACGACUCUGGCAACAAAGCUUUCUUUCCAUGCAUGUACAAGAUGACAUUUGCAGCAUAAAAUACUUUUAAUAUAUUAAUUAUAUCUGAGGGCGGCACGGUGGUGUAGUGGUUAGCGCUGUCGCCUCACAGCAAGAAGGUCCGGGUUUGAGCCCUGUGGCCGGCGAGGGCCUUUCUGUGCGGAGUUUGCAUGUUCUCCCCGUGUCUGCGUGGGUUUCCUCCGGGUGCUCCGGUUUCCCCCACAGUCCAAAGACAUGCAGGUUAGGUUAACUGGUGACUCUA
This is a messenger RNA of Neoarius graeffei (lesser salmon catfish), 2331 nucleotides long. It is a transcript of the gene rnf168, whose product is annotated as ring finger protein 168. The record is from RefSeq and is a predicted model, not a curated record. Gene Ontology annotation, cellular component: site of double-strand break; nucleus. Lineage: Eukaryota; Metazoa; Chordata; Actinopteri; Siluriformes; Ariidae. Gene Ontology annotation, molecular function: nucleosome binding; metal ion binding; ubiquitin-protein transferase activity. The transcript is spliced from 7 exons. Gene Ontology annotation, biological process: double-strand break repair; protein ubiquitination. The coding region runs from base 231 to 1616 and encodes 461 amino acids.